AUGAUCUUUUCGUCGCAAAUACUUCUCCACGGCUUAGUGGCUCUCUCUUUCAUCACCUCAAGUGUGGGCCACCCGGACACUCCCAUAUCUACCUUGUUUCAGUUUGGUCAAGGUUCAUGGCUCGAGAAUUUGGCGAUUGGGCCCUCCAACAGCAUCCUCGCUACCAGACUUGAUAUUCCUGCUCUUUACCAGAUCACCUUGCCCCCAGCUGUACAGAAACCAUCGGCGAAACUCAUUCAGAUGUUUCCCGGAGCGACAGGCGCUCUAGGAAUCACGGAAUACAAGAAAAAUCAAUUUCUGGUUAUUCUUGGUAAUUACAGCAUACCGGAGGCAAAAGACUUCCCGGGGACCUAUUCAGUCUGGGAUGUGAGCUUCUCCGGUCACGAUCUUGGCCACGUCUCAGCAAAAAAGGUCACAGAUAUCCCCGAAGCAAUCUUCCCAAACGGGAUGACGACCUUGAAUCCUCUCACGGGAACUGUCCUUAUCGCAGACAGCUGGGCGGGGCUCGUGUACCGACUCUGCCCAGAGACUGGUGAACGCGAAGUUGUCCAUGACGAUGUCACUAUGAAGCCACCAGCCGGAACCUCCUUGGGUGUGAACGGUAUUCACGUCAUAACUAUUUGCGAAGAGACAUUCCUGUACUAUACCAACAGUCUGAAGGAAACCCUCGGCAGAGUCAGGAUUGACCCCAUCAGUGGGCGGGCUAUUGGUCCAUAUAAUACUUUGACAACAGGUGUCUGGGGCGACGACUUUGCUUAUGAUACAAAGACAGGAGAUAUUUACAUUGCCGGGAACUUCGCAAAUGUUAUUACGAGGGUCAAUCAGGAUGGUGUCAAAGAGGAAGUCAUCGGUUCUCCAUCCCAGCUCACCGUGGCUGGGACGACAAGUGCGGUGUUUGGAGGAAAAGGCAAGAGGACUCUAUAUGCAGUAACAUCAGGGGCCCUGGCGUCACCUGUCAAUGGCACCGUUACGGAAGGUGCAAAGCUGGUUGCAAUUGAAGUCGACGAAAUUUAG
Penicillium egyptiacum is the source of this 1014-nucleotide messenger RNA. NCBI's taxonomy places the organism in Eukaryota, Fungi, Ascomycota, Eurotiomycetes, Eurotiales, Aspergillaceae. The record is from the annotation of a GenBank genome assembly.